AUGGGAGAAGCACCUUUGUCUCUGACCUUUCUAUGCCAGGGAUUUGCAUUUGCUAUUCCACAGUCUAUCGCGCGAGUGCAGUCUCCGAAGCUCGCAGCUUCUCUCGAUGCCGCCCAGAAAAUAUCUCAGAAUCCGGUUAUCACCGUCAAAGACUUCUCUCUAGACACGGUAAACUGUAUGGUUGAAUUCUUCAAGUCUGGUUGCUAUGAAGUCGACCGAAGGAACUUGCCAAGUGUGCUUCAAGCUGGCUCACCAGCUCCGGAGCAUUUCAUGCGCGAUGUAUUAACCUGCCAUCUUCAAAUAUGCGCCAUCGGUACCCACUAUGGAGUUCCCAAGCUAUGCGAGCUUGCUAGAGACAACAUUCAGAAGGUCUUUGGAGGGAAAUGGUUCGACUCGGUUUUCCUUUUCACUGCCGCCGUUGUCUUGAAGUCAAAGGACGAUAAGCUGCAGAGAUUACUUGUUACUCUUGCGAGAGGGCACCUACAUUCUCUAACAACUUCGAACGGCUUCGACCAUGUAACGAUGCUCAAAAGCUUUCAUCCCAAGCUUCGAGAGCCAGACGAUAUUCUUCAGAAAAAUGGAGAUCAAGCGAAUUCAGCAACGGCUCCAUCGAUCAAGAAAGAGGGGUUUACCGAGCUCGAGGCCCUCCGACUCCAAGUCUCUUCUCUGAAACAACAAGUUAUAACAGUCUCCAGUGAGCGAGAUCAACUCCGAGAGCAGAUAUCGGCUGCUUCAGUCGAGAGGGAAGAACUACGACAGAGCCUCGCAGAUACUGCCGCCGAGCGAUACUUAUUGCAAAAUGAGUUGUCAACCCUAGCAGCCGAGAAAGAAAAGGUUCGGGAGGUUUUGGAGGAAAUGUCCGCUCCGACAGACCACGGUGGACAGGGCACAAGGGCUACAUAUAACAAGAAAUCUCCGGCGGAAGUCAAAGCAGAAGAAAGCGAAAAGGUAGUGGAGACACUUCAACGAGAGCUGAGAGUCACAAGGUCCGAGAGUGGCUUGCUCAAGGCCAGAUGGGAUAAAGAAAAGAUAAAGUCGUCCAUCCUUACUCAAGAGAAUAACGACUUGAAGAAAUCCCUCGAGCUCGAGAGACGCAGCAGGGUCAGCAUCACAGAAUUUGCACGAGACGAUGUUCGAAAUGCCCUCAAAGACGAGCAGAAGGUGACAACGGACUUGACCACGAGGCUCACCCAAGCCACACAGACCCUCGAGGCAGAAAGAAAGCGCACAGCAACUCUAGUGCAAGAAGUCACUCAAACCAAGAGGGAUCUUGAACUGGAGAGACACAGAAAUUCUAGCAUACCGCUAAGGGAGCGAGACAGGAUGCAGGAAACUAUUAGUGCCCAGAAAAGCGAAAUUUCGGCGCUCGUUAGAGGGCGAGACGAAAUCAAGAGGGAACUAAAGAUGGUGAAAACCGAGAAGAAAAAUGAGAUUGACAGAAAAUGGGAGAUCACCAACAAGAUGAAUGCGUUAAUCCAGACAAUGGACGAGUGGGACGAGUGCCGUCAUUGCGGUGCCGACUUUGGGUCUAACAUGUCACCCAGCAACGGAAAGUACGUCGUCUUCGACAUUGUCGGGACCUGCGUCUCAUACGACAAGCUUACCGAAGCAGUCGAAAAGCAACUCGGUGAAAAGCUACGGGCGGAGAAUGUGAAGCCCAGCCUUCUCGUGAACAUCUGGCUAGAGUCUGCGGAGCGCGAGUACACGAAUUUGUCUAUUACUGCUAGAUAUGUCGCAUUCGAUAGGCUGUUCGCAUCCCUCUUUUAUCGCAUGCUCUGGCUCGCCGGUAUCGAGGAACCACGCUCCUUCGCUAGUGAGGCGGAUAUCGAGAAGAUUACGCGUGGGUAUAUGGAGCUUGAACCAAGGCCUGAUCUUAAGGAGUGCUUCGAUAAGCUCCGAGCAGCCGGAUUCACGGUGCGUGGUCUGACAGCUGGGGACUAUGACAGAGUGCUUGGGUACUUUGACAAGGCGGGCAUUGAGUUCCCAAAGGAGCACCUGAUGUCUUGUGACUCGUUUGGAGUGGGUAAGCCGGACCUCAAGGCAUAUGCCUCGACCUUUGAGGAGUUGAAGGGAGCAAAGGAGCUUUGGUUCGCCGCGGCCCAUAUGUGGGACGUAAGCUCAGCUAAGCAAGUCGGAUUCAAGAGCGCCUAUUGUUCUGUGCUGGAAAAGGAGCCCUGUGUGGACAUCUUUGGGGAGAUGGAUGUCAUGUCGGAUACGUUGAGUGAGAUGGCAGAUAAGAUUAUCCAAGCUUCUUCUUAA
Molecule: messenger RNA, 2259 nt
Organism: Fusarium subglutinans
Lineage: Eukaryota; Fungi; Ascomycota; Sordariomycetes; Hypocreales; Nectriaceae
Product: 2-haloalkanoic acid dehalogenase
Exons: 5
Coding region: 1-2259 (752 amino acids)
Source: RefSeq, a predicted model, not a curated record